This is a messenger RNA of Gekko japonicus, 1887 nucleotides long. RefSeq names its product methyltransferase like 17 (gene METTL17). Gene Ontology annotation, molecular function: methyltransferase activity; structural constituent of ribosome. The record is from RefSeq and is a predicted model, not a curated record. Gene Ontology annotation, biological process: translation. NCBI's taxonomy places the organism in Eukaryota, Metazoa, Chordata, Lepidosauria, Squamata, Gekkonidae. The transcript is spliced from 13 exons. Bases 6 to 1313 code for a protein of 435 amino acids. Gene Ontology annotation, cellular component: mitochondrial small ribosomal subunit.
CGAAAAUGGCGACCCUGCGGCAUUUGCGGGGAGCUUGGAGAACGGCUCUUCCCGACGUCUCGUGGCGGGGCAUGGCGACUGUCAUUCCCAAGGUCACCCAAGUGGAUAAUUCCUCCGAUUUCUUGGGCAACGUUCCUCACCGCAAGCACCCCGGGAUUGUCCACCUCAAAGCGGUUACGCUUCCACCUGAGUUAAUAGAGUCUGCUCGCUUUCUGGUGGCCGACUCAUCCAUGCGCAAUGUAAAAGAACAGGUCAAGGCCCUCACCAAUUACUUGUGGAGCCGCAAGCGUCCCAUCGAGGAAACAGAGUUGCUCAGGAAGGCCCAAUACUUGGAGCAAAAGCUGCGAGGGGAGGUGGGCCCUCCAAAAGAUCUCUUGAGUGAACUGGAUCAGGCAAAAGAGAAAAAAAUGGCAAAAGAAGUCCUCACCACUCUCCGUAAGACGACUUACCACUGGGUGGCGCUUAAUUACACCGAACAGCUCAGCUUUUUGUAUAUGGCAGCCCGGAUGGAUGGGAUGUAUGCAGCUGUGUCCCGAGCUUUCCACGAGAUCGAGAAACGAGUUCCCGACUUCCAGCCUUCCACGCUGCUGGAUUUUGGCUCUGGGACUGGCACUGUCAGAACCUCCCAGGACGAGAGCCUGCUUUUCCCUGGCGUCUAUUUCCGGCAGUUCCUCCCCGUCUCGCCCAAGGUGAAGUUCGACCUUGUGGUAUCGGCUUUCUCUCUCAACGAACUCCCAAGCUAUUCUCAGAGAGAGAAGACAAUACAGACUCUCUGGAGAAAGACCGAUGGUUUCCUGGUUCUGGUAGAACAUGGAACCAAGGAAGGCCAUCAGAUGCUCAUGGAGGCUCGGGAUGUCCUAUUAAAGGGCACAGAUAAAGUCGUUCAUGACCCCCGAGAACCUCACGUUUUUGCCCCAUGUCCGCACCAUUUGCCCUGCCCCCGCCUAUCACCUGACCGACCUCUGCCGUGUAACUUCAUCCAAGCCUAUCACCCCCUGCCUUUCAGUUGGAACCCACAGCUGAAGGAGGAGAUAUUCUCUUUCUUGAUCCUGCGGAGAGGGGCAGGAGAAGCCAAUGAGCCGUGGCCUCGGAUUACCCAGCCCGUCCUCUGCCGAUCCCGCCACGUCCACGUCCACCUGUGCUGCCCGGAUGGCACCCUCCAGCACGCGUGCAUCACCCCUCGCAAACACAGCAGGGACCUUUACCGAUGCGCAAGGACCAGUCAUUGCGGAGACCGCCUGCCGGUUCUGAACCUUGAUUGCGAACCAGCUUUGGAAGAGCAGGCGGACCUUGGGAACAAAGAGGAGAGCUGAUGGAGCUCUGUGCAGCCUGCCUCCUUCAAGAACGGGGCUCAGCUUCUUGGGCGACAUCUGUGUCGUGUUAGCACAAGCCAGCCGGCACGCCAGCUUCAGCUAGCUGGACGGACCGUGUGGAGCCCGUCGGUCCGAUUGAAAAAUGCCUGGUUUGGCCUCGCGAUGGGAUCUAGAGCGCUGGAGUUCAUUAGGCCCCAGGCCACGCUGCCUGGUUGACAAACCUCUUGCCAUGCGAUCUGUUCCUUCCAGAUGCCCUCUCUGUGUGUAUGUAUUUCUCUCCCCUUGGCAUGGUGUGGCUCUGGAUUAUCCGUUCACACAGCCCCACCUCCCAUCUCCGGACAGUGCUACAGUCCCUGAAAUGCAGAAGGGACUUGGACUAGAAGGUCUGUGUGAUACGUCUGUUGCUGGCCCGUAACGUUUCAGGUGAGGGACUGAAUGCCUGAAUCCUCAUCCCUUAUGUCUACGCAGUAUUUCUUUGUUCUGCCUUUCCUCCCCGGAGAUGAGGGCACAGUGUUCACGGUUUGCUCUUCCCCAUUGCUUUGUUGUUAAAGUACUACCAAUACAUUGAGUUCCU